Messenger RNA from Striga hermonthica, 1098 nucleotides. The record is from the annotation of a GenBank genome assembly. NCBI's taxonomy places the organism in Eukaryota, Viridiplantae, Streptophyta, Magnoliopsida, Lamiales, Orobanchaceae.
AUGGAGAAUGCUCUGAUCUUCAGAAGCCUCUAUUUGCUUCACUCCGCUCCGACGUCGUUUCCUUCCCACGUCCCGACCAGACUCAAAUUAUCGAAGCUUGAAAGCUCAGUUUCACCUGGGCGACAUCGAGACAAAUCUCUACUGAUAACGCAAGCUUUCGGGUCGGGUAAAAACGGGCAGCUUAACGGGUUUCCGAAUCUCCCCAACAAAAUUUUCAUGGAAGAGGUGAUUGGGGCUGAAUAUGGAGAAGGUUUCGAGACUUUUAGACCUGAAGGUCCCCUUAAAGUUGAUGUGGACUUUUUAAAUGAUAAUAUGCAAGAAGGGUUUCUCCGAAGGAUCCGAUACGCCAUGAAGCCUGAUGAAGCGUAUGGCCUCAUAUUUUCUUGGGACAAUGUCGUGGCUGAUACUCGAACUUUGAGGUUGCAUGCAUGGGAACAACUUGCAUCUGAGGAAGGAAAAGAGAUUCCUGAAGAUGAAAAUGUGCAAAGAUUUCUGCUUCAAGCAGGUGCUGACGAUGUUCUACGUAAGAUAUUGCACUGGGGGAAGGCCGAAGAUGAUAUCCAUAGACUGAAGGCCAGGAUUGCAAUGCUAUAUUAUGAAAAUCUCAUCAGACACUCAGAACCCAUAGAUGGGCUUAAAGAAUGGUUAGAUGCUGUUGCUACUUCCCGCAUCCCUUGUGCAGUUGUUUCUAGUCUUGACCGGAAAAACAUGGUUGAUGCUUUGGACCGAAUGGAACUGAGAAAGUAUUUUCAGGCUAUGGUAUCUGAGGAAGAUGGUAUGGAUUCCAUAGCUCACAGGUUCCUGUCAGCAGCAGUUAAGCUGGACAGAAAACCCGCCAAGUGUGUGGUGUUUGAGGACGAUCCCAGGGGAAUAACUGCUGCUCACAACUGUACAAUGAUGGCCAUUGCUUUAAUUGGUGCUCAUCCUGCGUAUGUUCUUAGGCAGGCUGACUUAGCAGUCGCGAGUUUUAACGAGCUUUCAGUGAUCAAUCUCAGAAGACUGUUUGCGAACAAAGGCUCGACUUUCAUGGACCCUCAAAAGCAAAUUGUAGAGAAAACUCCCCCGAGAAGGAAGUUGACUACUGACACCAUAUUCUGA